CUGCAUUUCCCGUGGUGCCCUGGGCGGCCGACUUCCGGCGUGGGUACGGGUUGGCGCACGCGGUCUCGGUUCGGUUGGCUUUGCGGAGCCAUGGAGGGUGGCUUCGGCUCGGAUUUCGGGAGCUCCGGAGGCGGCAAGCUGGAUCCGGGGCUCAUCAUGGAGCAGGUGAAGGUGCAGAUCGCCGUGGCUAACGCGCAGGAGCUGCUGCAGAGGAUGACGGACAAGUGCUUCCGGAAGUGCAUCGGGAAGCCGGGGGGCUCCCUGGACAACUCGGAACAGGACCUAUCAUGGGCUGACUCGUGUCCUCUCCAGGAGCUCAGGAUGGGACACUUGGACACAGGUCUUUGAAGAGGUGAUGAAGUUAGAACACGAGGACACACACACAGAGGGACGAGCCCGUGAGGACACGGGGAGAGGACAGCGUGUGUGCAGACUUCCGACCCCCAGCACCGGGAGAGAAUAAAUGUCUGCUGUUGUCACGGCGGACGCAGGACCCCCGCCACCCACACGUCCCUCCAUCCCUCCUGCUACCUGGUGGCUGGAAGCCCACGGUGGUGCCAGGGGAGCUUGGAGGUGGCGUUUGUCCCCCCGCAGCUGUGCUCACGGUGGUGGCAGUCCUGCUGGCAGGUUGGCUGGUCGCCCUGUGGGUGGCUGGGAGGGUGGCUCUGCUGGCCAGGACCCCCGGGACCGUGGGGCCAGCUGCCGUCCUGGAGGAAGGCCUGGUGGCAGGCGGGGGGUCCCGUGGUGGGCGGGGGAGGGCUGGGCAGGGGGCCCGAGGACAUGGUGUCCAGGAUCCAGCCCUUCAGCCUGGUGACGCGAGUGUACACGCCGGGCCUCUGGGCCUGAGCACAGCCGACCCCCCAGCUCACGAUCCCCGCCAGGUAAAACACCCCGGGGGCCUCCUCGCAGGCCAGGGGUCCGCCAGAGUCACCCUGCAAGUGAAGGGAGGGGGAUGUGAGUCAGACCACCGCCAUGCUACCCCUGGCGCGGACACAGUGACGGACGUCGGUUCUCUCUCAGUACAACGGGGAAACCCACGGGAGCGCUCGCUGUGCCCUCUGCACACGGGGCCGCGUCAGCGCAGCGGGGGCCUCAGGGGACCUGGCUUCAGGCCCACGCCCGGCUCUGUGACCUUGUGUGACCCUGAUUGAGUCACUUCUCUCUGAGCUUCAGUUGUUCUUGCUUUUGUUUUGAAGAUGUAAAAAAAAAUGCAGAAAACUCUAAAUAAAACAAUAACCAUCACA
Mirounga angustirostris (Northern elephant seal) is the source of this 1244-nucleotide messenger RNA. It is a transcript of the gene TIMM13, whose product is annotated as translocase of inner mitochondrial membrane 13. The transcript is spliced from 3 exons. The record is from RefSeq and is a predicted model, not a curated record. Bases 91 to 348 code for a protein of 85 amino acids. Lineage: Eukaryota; Metazoa; Chordata; Mammalia; Carnivora; Phocidae.